Messenger RNA from Medioppia subpectinata, 621 nucleotides. Lineage: Eukaryota; Metazoa; Arthropoda; Arachnida; Sarcoptiformes; Oppiidae. The record is from the annotation of a GenBank genome assembly.
AUGUCUGAAUCGCGAGAAAAGGAUAACACGGAGACUGAGUUGAGUGCUUUGGAUGAGAAUGAGAAGAAAAUUGAUGAUGAUGAUGUAAUAUGCCUAAAGCCCAAGAUGACAUUAAUUAAUGGCAUUAAUGUGAUAGUGGGCUGUAUGAUUGGUUCGGGUAUAUUUAUAUCACCAAAGGGUGUCGUUAAAGGCACCGGAAGUGUAGGUCUAUCGGUCAUUGUAUGGAUUCUUAGCGGUGUUUUUUCGCUCAUCGGUUCCCUAUGUUAUGCAGAAUUGGGAACAAGUAUUCCCAAAAGUGGUGCCGAUUAUGCAUACAUUAUGGAGUGUUUCGGACCAUUCGUUGCUUUCCUCCGCCUUUGGAUUGAAUGUAUGAUUGUCCGUCCGUGCAAUACAGCCAUAAUAGCGCUGGCGUUUGCUUUCUAUACAUUGCGUCCCUUUUAUCCGGAUUGCGAUCCUCCGGGAGAUGCGACCCGAAUGCUGGCUGUUGUUUGUAUUUGUCUAUUAACUUUCGUCAACUGUUGGGAUGUGAAGUGGUCGACAAGAGUACAGGAUUUCUUCACAUAUGGAAAACUGUUGGCUUUGGUCACGAUUAUCAUAACCGGAAUCGUUCAGCUCUCCAAA